Antechinus flavipes (yellow-footed antechinus) is the source of this 5365-nucleotide messenger RNA. It is a transcript of the gene MYO5C, whose product is annotated as myosin VC. Gene Ontology annotation, cellular component: myosin complex; cytoplasm; actin cytoskeleton. Bases 96 to 5324 code for a protein of 1742 amino acids. Gene Ontology annotation, molecular function: actin filament binding; ATP binding; microfilament motor activity. The record is from RefSeq and is a predicted model, not a curated record. Lineage: Eukaryota; Metazoa; Chordata; Mammalia; Dasyuromorphia; Dasyuridae. Gene Ontology annotation, biological process: vesicle transport along actin filament; actin filament organization. The transcript has 41 exons.
CGGAUUCCUGAGUCCUCUCCUCCUCCUUCCCUAUCCCUGGGGAGCGCAGCUCCGGCCUCGGGGGCUUCUGCUUCCCGGGACUCGCCGCCACCCCCAUGGCCGUGGCUGAAUUGUACACGCAGUACAAUAGAGUUUGGAUACCUGAUGCUGAUGAAGUUUGGAAAUCCGCUGAAAUAGCAAAGGACUACAAAGUUGGAGAUAAAGUUCUUCAUCUCCUUCUAGAAGAUGGAUCUGAACAAGAUUAUUCUGUUGAUCCAGAAACACUUCCACCAUUACGAAAUCCUGAUAUACUUGUAGGAGAGAAUGACCUCACAGCACUUAGUUAUCUUCAUGAACCUGCUGUCCUCCACAAUCUCAAAAUACGUUUUGCUGAAUCCAAACUUAUUUAUACCUACAGUGGAAUUAUUUUAGUUGCUAUGAACCCUUACAAAGAGUUGCCAAUCUAUGGAAAUGCUAUCAUCCAUGCUUACAGUGGGCAGAACAUGGGAGAUAUGGAUCCACACAUAUUUGCUGUAGCAGAAGAAGCAUAUAAACAAAUGGCCAGAAACAACAAGAAUCAGUCAAUAAUUGUGAGUGGGGAGUCAGGGGCUGGAAAGACAGUGUCAGCCCGAUAUGCUAUGAGAUACUUUGCUACAGUCAGCAAAUCAGGCAGUAAUGCUCAUGUGGAAGAUAAAGUGCUGGCCUCCAAUCCCAUAACUGAGGCUGUUGGAAACGCCAAGACCACCCGAAAUGAUAACAGCAGUCGCUUUGGAAAGUAUACAGAAAUCAGCUUUGAUAAAAGGAAUCAAAUUAUAGGAGCCAACAUGAGAACUUAUCUUUUGGAAAAAUCCAGAGUUGUCUUUCAAUCAGAAAAUGAACGCAAUUACCACAUUUUUUAUCAGCUUUGUGCCUCAGCGCUGCAGCCUGAAUUUAAACACCUUAAAUUGGUGAGUGCAGAAGAAUUUAAUUAUACAAAAAUGGGAGGGAAUACCAUCAUUGAAGGAGUGAAUGACAGAGCAGACAUGAUAGAAACUCAGAAGACUUUCACAUUGCUGGGUCUGAAGGAGGAUUUUCAAAUGGAUGUGUUUAGGAUCCUGGCUGCCAUACUUCAUCUUGGCAAUGUGCAGAUCACAGCCAUGAGCAAUGAGAGAUCUUCAGUCAGCGAAGAUGACAGACAUCUGAACAUAUUUUGUGAACUCUUAGAUGUGGACAGUAGCAGAGUUGCUCAGUGGUUAUGUAACCGUAAAAUCAUCACCACCUCAGAGACUGUAAUAAAACCCAUGACUAGACUUCAAUCUCUAAAUGCCAGAGACGCCCUUGCCAAAAAGAUCUAUUCUCAUCUAUUUGACUUCAUUGUGGAAAGAAUUAACAAAGCAUUGCAGUUUUCGGGCAAGAAACAUACUUUCAUUGGGGUUUUGGAUAUUUAUGGUUUUGAAACCUUUGAUGUAAACAGCUUUGAACAGUUUUGUAUUAAUUAUGCUAAUGAAAAAUUACAGCAACAGUUUAAUCUGCAUGUGUUCAAACUUGAGCAAGAAGAAUAUAUGAAGGAAGGCAUUCCUUGGACUUUGAUUGACUUUUAUGAUAAUCAACCAGUUAUUGAUUUGAUUGAAGCCAAAAUGGGAAUACUGGAGCUACUAGAUGAAGAAUGCUUGUUACCACAUGGUACUGAUGAAAAUUGGCUCCAAAAACUCUACAAUAAUUUUGUCAACAAGAAUGUUUUAUUUGAAAAGCCUAGAAUGUCAAACACAUCCUUUAUCAUCCAGCACUUUGCUGAUAAGGUAGAGUAUAAAUGUGAAGGAUUCCUGGAGAAGAACAGAGAUACAGUCUAUGAAAUGUUGGUUGAAAUCCUGAGAACAAGCAAGUUUCCUCUCUGUGCUAGUUUUUUCCAAGAAAACCCAGGUCCUCCUCCUCCCUUCAAUUCAUCUAUCACGGUCAAAUCAGCGAAGCAAGUAGUCAAGCCAAAUAACAAGAAUUUCCGGACAACAGUUGGCAACAAGUUCCGAAGCUCUUUGUAUUUGCUGAUGGAGACGCUCAAUGCAACCACACCUCACUAUGUGAGAUGCAUAAAGCCAAACGAUGAGAAGCUCCCAUUUGAGUUUGACUCCAAAAGAAUUGUUCAGCAGCUUCGAGCCUGUGGAGUUUUAGAAACAAUCCGCAUCAGUGCUCAGAGCUACCCUUCCAGGUGGACGUACAUUGAGUUUUAUAGCCGCUACGGAAUUCUCAUGACUCAGCAGGAACUUGCCUUUAGUGAUAAGAAGGAGGUUUGCAAGGUGGUUUUACACAGAUUAAUCCAGGACUCUAACCAAUAUCAGUUUGGUAAAACAAAAAUUUUCUUCAGAGCAGGACAGGUGGCCUAUUUAGAAAAGCUCCGGUUGGAUAAACUGAGGCAAGGAUGUAUUAUAAUACAAAAGCACAUCCGAGGCUGGCUCCAGAGAAAGAAAUUUCUCCGGCAGAGAAAAGCUGCUGUGACAAUACAGCAAUACUUUCGUGGACAGCAAACUGUAAGGAAAGCUAUCUCUGCCACAGCCUUGAAAGAAGCAUGGGCAGCCAUCAUUCUUCAGAAGCAUUGUCGAGGCUAUCUGGUUCGAAACCUUUACCAGCUCAUUCGCGUGGCCACCAUAACGAUACAGGCGUAUACCCGGGGAUUCCUAGCAAGGAAGAAAUAUCAAAAGAUGUUGAAAGAGCACAAAGCUAUAAUCCUUCAGAAGUACGCCCGAGCCUGGCUGGCCAGACGCAGAUUCCAGAACAUCCGACGAUUUGUCCUGAACAUCCAGCUUUCUUACAGGGUACAACGUUUGCAAAAAAAACUAGAAGAUCAGAACAAAGAAAAUCAUGGAUUAGUGGAGAAAUUAACCAGCCUGGCCACCACUCAUGCCAGUGAUAUGGAGAAGAUUCAGAAACUUGAAUCAGAGCUUGAAAAAUUGGCCUUUCAAAAGCGAACAUGUGAAGAGAAAGGAAAGAAGCAUAAGGAAGUUAUGGAAGAGAAAUUGGCAAAUCUUCAGACAUACAACAAAGAAUUGGAAAUGCAAAAAGAGAAAAUAGAAAAGAAGCUUCAAGAAAAGACUGAGGAGAUGAAAGAUAAAAUGGAAGACCUUACAAAGCAGCUUUUUGAUGAUGUGCAAAAAGAAGAAAGACAAAGAAUACUGCUUGAGAAAAGUUUUGAGCUGAAAGAACAAGACUAUGACAAACAGAUUCACUCUUUGAAGGGAGAAAUUAAGACUCUAAAAGAAGAAAAAUUGCAACUCCAGCAUCAAAUGGAGGAAGAACAAAUAAUUUCCAAUGGCUUGAAGGGAGAGGUGGCCCAGCUGACCAAGCAAACAAAGAUGAUCUCUGAGUUCCAGAAAGAGAUAGAGCUACUUCAGACACAGAAGAUAGAUGCAGAGAAACAUGUACAAUCACAAAAACGAGAAAUGAGAGAAAAAAUGUCUGAAAUUACUAAGCAACUUCUUGAAAGUUAUGAUAUUGAAGAUGUGAGAAGCAGACUUUCUGUGGAAGAUUUGGAACAUUUAAAUGAAGAUGGAGAACUUUGGUUUGCAUAUGAAGGCCUAAAGAAAGCAACAAGAGUGUUGGAGAGCCACUUCCAGUCUCAGAAGGAGAACUAUGAAAAAGAGAUCGAAGCACUGAACUUUAAAGUAGAACACCUCAGUCAAGAAAUCAACCACUUACAAAAAUUAUUUAGGGAAGAAAAUGACAUCAAUGACAGUAUCCGUCAUGAAGUCACCAGACUGACAUCUGAAAACAUGAUGAUUCCAGACUUUAAACAGCAGAUUUCAGAACUUGAAAAGCAGAAACAGGAUCUUGAAAUCCGUUUAACUGAACAGACUGAAAAAAUGAAAGGAAAAAUAGAAGAACUGUCUAGUCAGUUACAUCGUAAUAUGGAAGAGGAAGGAACACAAAGGAGAACCAUGGAAGUUCAAAAUGAAAUACAUAUCAAAGAAAAAGAAAAUUUGAUUGGUACCAUUAGGGAAAUGCAAGAUGCCAGUGAUCACUUGAAGAAAAAAUUAGAAACAGAAAGUGAAGUCAAGAGCAGUUUCAAGCAGGAAGCAUCUCGUCUCAAUAUGGAAAACAGGGAUCUUGAGGAAGAGUUAGACAUGAAGGAUAGAAUGAUUAAAAAGCUGCAAGAUCAAAUCAAGACACUAACUAAGACAAUUGAAAAAGCCAAUGAGGUGCAUUCGUCUUCGGAAACCAAAGAGUACAUUGGAAUGGUGGAAUAUAAAAAGGAAGAUGAAGCUAAGCUGGUGCAAAACCUCAUUCUUGAUCUGAAGCCUCGGGGUGUGGUAGUGAACAUGAUUCCGGGUCUGCCAGCUCAUAUCCUAUUCAUGUGUGUACGUUACGCAGACUCGCUAAAUGACGCCAGUAUGCUCAAGUCCUUCAUGAACAUCACCAUUAACGGCAUCAAGCAGGUCAUCAAGGAACAUUAUGAAGAUUUUGAGAUGCUGUCCUUUUGGCUUUCCAAUACAUGCCAUUUUCUUAACUGCCUGAAACAGUACAGUGGAGAAGAGGAAUUUAUGAAGUAUAACACUCCACAACAAAAUAAGAAUUGUUUGAUGAAUUUUGACCUUUCAGAAUAUAGACAGAUUCUUAGUGAUGUGGCCAUACGGAUAUAUCAUCAAUUUAUUUUUGUAAUGGAGAAUAAUCUUCAACCAAUGAUAGUACCAGGAAUGUUGGAAUAUGAAAGCCUUCAGGGAAUUUCUGGCUUGAAACCAACAGGAUUCCGAAAGCGGUCCUCCAGCAUUGAUGACACAGAUGCUUACACCAUGACCUCUAUCCUGCAGCAGCUCAGCUAUUUUUAUACUACCAUGUGUCAGAAUGGGCUGGACCACGAGCUUCUAAAGCAGACUGUAAAGCAGCUUUUCUUUCUGAUAGGAGCUGUCACCUUGAAUAGUCUCUUUCUUCGCAAGGACAUGUGCUCUUGUAGGAAAGGAAUGCAGAUAAGGUGCAACAUCAGCUACUUAGAAGAAUGGCUUAAAGAUAAGAAUUUGCAGAACAGCACAGCCAAAGAAACUCUGGAGCCCCUUUCUCAGGCUGCCUGGUUACUCCAGGUCAAAAAGAUCACAGAUACCGAUGCUAAAGAAAUAUAUGAUCGCUGUACUUCACUCUCUGCUGUGCAGAUCAUAAAGAUCCUAAAUUCAUACACACCUAUAGAUGACUUCGAGAAAAGAGUAACUCCAUCCUUCGUCCGCAAAGUACAGGCUCUACUAAAUAGCCGAGAGGAUACAGGUCAGCUGAUGCUGGAUACCAAAUAUCUCUUUCAAGUCACAUUUCCCUUUAUCCCUUCUCCACAUGCUCUGGAAAUGAUAGAGAUCCCCAGCAGUUUAAAACUGGGCUUUCUUACCAGGUUAUGAAAGGAGGAAAAAAUAAAAUCAAUUUUUCCUCAAAAGUUAAA